AUGGCGCAAAAUCAAAAGUGGGAAGAAUACGUCGAUAGAAUCCAUUACUCUGAUCGGUACUCUGACGACAGCUAUGAAUAUCGACACGUUAUCUUACCAAAGCCGCUCUUGAAGCUAAUUCCUAAAAGUUACUUUGAACCUGACGAUAGUGGCGUAUUGCGCAUUUUGAGCGAGACAGAAUGGCGAGGAAUCGGAAUCACACAGAGUCUUGGUUGGGAACAUUAUGAAGUGCACGCCCCCGAACCUCACGUUUUACUCUUCCGCAGGGCAAAAGCCCCGGCUGCGCAGCCAGCCAAGGCACCAACAGCGGCGAGCAAACCUGCUGCCAAAGCCCGUAAAUAG
Molecule: messenger RNA, 342 nt
Organism: Rhizoctonia solani
Lineage: Eukaryota; Fungi; Basidiomycota; Agaricomycetes; Cantharellales; Ceratobasidiaceae
Product: cyclin-dependent kinase inhibitor
Exons: 4
Coding region: 1-342 (113 amino acids)
Biological process (GO): regulation of mitotic cell cycle
Cellular component (GO): cyclin-dependent protein kinase holoenzyme complex; SCF ubiquitin ligase complex
Molecular function (GO): cyclin-dependent protein serine/threonine kinase activator activity; ubiquitin binding; protein kinase binding
Source: RefSeq, a predicted model, not a curated record